GCGCAAUUCUAGUAAAUUCACUUAAAUCACAUAUGUAUAGGAAUUUUUAAAUUAUGUUAACCUUGAUAAAAGAUAUUAAUUAACCUCAAUAAAUGCAUUAUAUUUUUUAUUCCUGAAUAUAUGGCAUUAUAUCAAAAUUCGUUGAAUGUUCUUCACUCACUCUACUCAUUAAAAUACAAAAAUUUUACCGCCAAAGAAAUCGAUGAUUCGAUAUCUUUAUUGGAGGAUCCUCUAUUUCAAAAGAUAUUGACGAUCAACGAUUCCUUACAAAACCUGAAAUAUUACGUCGAAAAUUAUGACCUACCUUUAUUCACGUCCGAUGAUUUUGCGGUAUCGCUGACGGAGGGCUUAAUUUUAUCUCCCAAAAUCGCGGAAUAUGUUGAAACCCAUUUUGCUGGCACUAACAAAAGGGUUACUGCGGGAUCAAAAUCAACCCAAAUUUCCCCGGUCCACGAAGGGAAGCCCGAAUACGAUUCCCCGAUUUCAAGUCCUAGAUACAAAUCGCCCUCAAUAUCUACGGAAAAAUUUGCCGAAAUCUUAAAGACACCACCCUUAAGCGGCGAUGCUUUAAUUGAAAACUCAAACGUGAAAUUGUUUAGGCCAGAAAACGCCAGUUUAGGGAUAAGCAUCCUAGGGUUGCAGAACGAGUCCAACGAUAGCGUGGGCGUUUUUGUCAAAGAUAUAGAUGCUGAUGGAAUAGCCGGAAGAAAUGGUCAAUUAAAAGAGGGCGAUCAGAUCCUUGCUAUAAAUGGCGUGCGCCUUCAAAAUGUGCCCCACAAAGAAGCCAUCUCUUUGUUACAAAACUCCAAAGGCGCUUUAAACCUUCUCAUCGAACGCCAGGUCAAAAAGAAACGUAAAAGUUCUACGUCCGAAAAUAGACCUAUCCCUAUCACUGCCACAAACCUCGGCCCUAGUUCUGUCGAAAGAAAAGAAACAGGUGAUAUUAAGGACAAAGAGUUAUGGACAACAGAUGCUAUCGAUAACGCUGCCGCAACUCAAAGCAAGGAAAUCGAAAGGCUUUCUUUGUCUAAUAUUCCAUACGAACUAACUAAACAAUUAUCAUUCACUUCCUCUCAAGUAGAACCAAGCCUAGACGAAGCGGUGCCCGCCCUUGCUCCCGAUAUCUCACUCUCCAAACCCCUUCAUUCUCUCGAUAGUCGUGUAGAAAUCGAUAAGAAUAUGGUGUUGGACACCGAAUGGGCCGAAAUAGAACUGAUCGAAUUAAAGAACGAGGGCACAGGUUUAGGUUUCGGUAUCGUGGGUGGCAAGAGUACUGGAGUCGUUGUCAAAUCAAUUUUACCUGGCAGUGUGGCUUAUAUCGAUGGACAUAUGAAAAAUGGGGAUCACAUUUUACAAAUAGGAGACGUCAAUCUUAGAGGCAUGAGUUCGGACCAAGUCGCCAGCGUUCUUAGACAUUGCGGACCUUACGUUAAGUUAGUGGUAGCCCGAGGAAUCGUAGAUAUCCCAUCACCUACUACCCUUGCUAAUUCCCUUUACCUUCCAACCAAACUAUUAAACGAACAAUUGGGCAUGGAUAUACUGCCUAGUCAGAUCAUAGCGAAUAAAAAUAUAUUACCAGAUGAACCCGAAAACUUAACGGAAGAUGAAUUAGUAGAAGAGAGCGAAACGUUUGAAAGAACGUUGAUAAAAGGGUCUCACGGGUUAGGCAUGACUAUCGCCGGUUAUAUUGGAGACGAAAUUUCAGGGAUAUUUGUUAAAAGUAUAGCCAUUGGGAGUCCUGCCAAUCUUGACAGCUACAUAAAAAUCAACGAUCAAAUUGUCGAAGUUGAUGGCCGUACCUUGAUAGGAAUGAGUAACCAAGAUUCUGUCGAGGUGUUGAAAAAUACGGGGAAUAAAGUCCAUUUGAAGUUCGUUAGAUAUCUCAAGGGUUCCAAGCAUGAACAGCUGGAACAUCACACUGAACAUGAAGAAAUGGAUAAUGCCGUUCCUCAACCACCCUCAGAAACUGAAGAAAUUAAACCCGGCUCUAAACCGGCAAAGGAGCUUCCUACAUCUCGAAUAGAGUCAAACAUUCCUCAAUCAUCACAAAACGGGUAUCACGUCGAAGAGAAGGAGAGCGAGAGGGAAAAAUUGAUUUCUUCCGAAGGACAAGAACGGGAAGAAAGAUCGACGGAUGAAUCUUCCAGCAAGAUCAAGCCCGAAUACCUGACUGUUUCCCCUACACCCAAACCUCAUUAUGAUGAAGAAACAAGGGAUUACUAUCGUAAAUGGUCGUCGGUGCUAGGCCCCGACGCUCUGAUCGUGAUAUCCGAAUUCGACAAAUUUAAACAAGGUGGCGGUUUGGGAAUAAGCCUAGAAGGAACAGUGGAUGUUACGGAAGACGGAACCGAAACCAGUCCUCAUCAUUACAUUAGGUCCAUCUUGCCGGACGGACCGUUGGGUAUCAACGGAAAACUGAGAAGCGGAGACGAGUUAUUAGAGGUUAACGGACAAAUUCUUUACGGCAAAAAUCAUAGGGAAGUAGUUAGGGUCCUCAAGGAAACUCCCUUAAGAGUUAUAAUUGUAUGCGCCAGAAUCAAAACUUCUCCAUCUUCUUUGGAUAGGGAGGAUUUGGAAAAUGUAGAAGCGAUCGAGGGUUCGAUACCCAGUUCCUAUUUUUUCUUACCUUCCACCAGGCCUUUCACACCGGAAGAAUCGUUAGAUACAAGAGCCCAGUCUCAGCAAUAUUUCGUGAAUGAGGAGGUCGACCGAAGGGAAUCAGGCGACCGCUUGUUCAAGGCCAAAUCUGAAGGUGCUAUAUCCUUAGGUCUUACCGAUUCGCUACACGAUAUUACCGCCGAUUCCGUUAGAAUAAAAUCUAGAUCUCUAGAACCCAUGCAUGGCUUGGCUAUGUGGAGCAACAAAACCAUCGUUGUGGACCUCAUCAAAGGGGAUAGGGGCCUGGGAUUUAGCAUACUAGAUUAUCAAGAUCCCGCAAAUCCUAAUCACACGGUUAUAGUUAUACGUAGUUUGGUGCCGGGCGGGCAAGCCCAAUUAGACGGAACUAUCGUACCUGGUGAUAGACUCUUAUUCGUUAAUAACGUGAAUUUGGAAGGUUUGACCCUUGAUUCUGCCGUUACCGCACUUAAAAGUGCUCCCAAGGGGUUAGUGAGGAUUGGCAUUUCCAAACCCAUGCCAUUUCUUGUAGAGGAAGGGGAAGGAAGCUCGGAGUACUUGAAUAAGAAAUUUACACCCGAUAGAGAAAUCAAAGAGAAAAUCGUCCUUCCAGUACCUCAAGAAGAACCUGUUAAAGCGGAAGACCUAUUUUUACCUUAUAAAAACGAACUGGCCAUUGAAGACAAGCCACUGUUCACCAUCAAAGAUGCCGAACCGUUGUCACCUUUUCAAGAAUCAUCUGGUCCUAACAAAUACGUAUAUAAGACUCAAAUUAAUUUAAGGCCAUCGCUUUCUGAAGACGAAAUCCCCUCUUUCAAACCUAAAAAAGACGAAAUUCCUGUAUUACCACCUUUGCCCCACGCGUUAGAACGUGUCAUCAAAAUCAAAAAGGGACUCCUUCAUUUGGGAUUGACGCUAGAACCCGAGGGUAUAGGCACCAAUGGUUGCAUUGUUUCUUCCGUAAGCCCCGAUGGAGCUAUAAAAAGGGAUGGUAGAGUUAAAGUGGGAGAUUAUAUAACUUCCAUCAAUAACGAAAGUCUUAGAUACGUGACUCUUAACCAGGCUAAAUCUAUUUUAUCCAGGAUAUCCCUCAUAAGCAGUGAUAUUAGCUUAAAUUACAUUCCUUCCGAUGACGCGGCCAUUCAUAAUCAAUCAGCCAUUAUGGCCUUGCAAGAUGAUUCAACACAUUCCAUCAAUUUAUAUGAUCAGGGUAUAAAGUUAUCAAUGCAAGAUUUAACUGUGUAUAUCAAAUACGUCGACAGCCUGAUGGAACGCUUGAUUGAAGAUAUAAGUGAAUCUCUGACCCAGGCGAUACUCGAAAGUCAUAUAUCGGAAGAUAAAAUUCAAGAGUAUUUACCUCCCCCUCUUCCUCAAUCGCAACAAGAUUUAUUACUUAAACAUGAUACGAUUAGUCCUUUGUACCCAGAAGAAGAUAUUACGCCAGUCAGUAACGAAAGCUUAGAAAUCCAAGAAAUUUUGAAAAGUGAUAUUAGCCCAGAAUCGCAAACAGAAUUUGUUCCGCAAGCAAUAACAACUUCUACCGAAGAUGAUAGAACGAAUACCACAGAAGACAAUCGUUGGAGUCCUCCCCAAUUUAUUGAACUCACUAAAGAUGAUAACCAAAGCUACGGAUUAAGUAUCGUGGGUGGAACUAUAGAGAGUGAUCUUAAUCCAGAUUUUGAUGUUCCCGUCGCGGGUAUAUUUAUCAAAAAUGUGUUUCCCAGCGGACCCGCUUUUAGAAAUGGGCGCCUAAAAACGGGCGAUAGAAUUUUAGAAAUCAACAAUUAUAAAGUUAACAACUCAAGUUUGGAUGAAGCCGUUAAAAUUAUUCGGGAAUCCAAAAAUCGAGUACAGUUUUUGGUACAAAGUUUGAUGGGAUCUAAUGAGAUACCAUACACAUUCACAUUUACUCCCAAAAAAUCUGAUACCACAAAUAUAUCUACUAUCGGUGCCGAUAAUCAAAAUAUUGAUAAUACCACACCGGAGAGUUCUCCCCCUUCUUCAAAAAGAAUUUCGACGGUUUCCACCCUUGUUUUCGAACCAAUCUCAACUAAAAUUAAAGAAGACCUAACUAAUCAAGGUAGAAGGGAUACAGCAUUCAAGCCCAGUACGAUAAAUGGCAUACCAUUUGAAUCGGGGGCAGGUUCUGUGCUAACGAAUGUCCAAAGUUCUUUGAAAAUCGAUGAUAGCACUCAGAUUUAUCCUAUAGAUACAUCAAAAAAUUCUAUCUCAAGUAAUAUGCAAAAGUAUACCAGCACCGUAACACCCCUGAGUCCAUCAAGGUUAUCUUUAGCGACACCUUCGCUAGGAUUUAUUCAAGAGGAGUCAUCGCAAUCAAAAAUUCCUACCCCCGUUAAAGUAAAUUAUAAAUCUAUAGAUCAAUUAAAAAAAGAGUUUUUUGAGCGACAUUCUUUGACCAAUGUAUCGUCUCUUCCCGCGAGAGAAUCCAUUCCUUUAUCGUAUAGUCCCACUAAUUUUGUUACCCCGGAUUCGAUGAACCGUCAAUUGCGUUUCAAAGUUCCCAUAACUUCAUUUAUGCAAAGACCUCAGUUAGAAUUGUUAUUAGGACACCCCAAAGCCUAUACAGCUAGUCAAACGAAACUCCAACCCAAAUCGCGUAGAUUAUCGUCUCCACCUCAUCUUAAUAGGAUGAGUAAUGUAACAACAUUCGAUCUCAAUACUGCAUAUACUAAACCGUCCUUAACCUCUUUAGCAGCAACUAAAAACGACAAAAUUUUAUCGAAGCGUUUAUCGGAACAACUCCCCGGUAAAUAUACCCCCAUUAUACCCAUAUCGACCGUUAUAAAUCCAGCCCCUUCUUUGUUCUUCGAAAGAAUAACCAUACCAGUUGACAAGACAGAGACUUCUUCGCGAUCUCUAUUGGCCACUCCCCUUGAUAACAAUGCAAUUUCAUCACCUAAUCAAGUUUUAUCAUCUCCCGAAUACUCCUCUUCAUCGAGUGGGAGGAUCUCAUCAGAAGGCUCAAGCAAUAAUGGUACUCACACUAUGUCUCCCCCAGUUAUAACCCCGCAAACAAAAAAAUCUUUAAUCCCCAUGGCAAAGAACGAAACUGAAAAUAUUUUACUGCAACAAUUAAAACCGCCAAUCGAUCCCUCUAGUCUGAACGUCAAAGAUGAUGAAAUCAUCAAAAAGCAAACCUGUGUUAAUAGCGAUGGCGCAACAAAAACCGUUAUUAUCGAAGAUGAAACGAUACACAUUAACCCUAAAAAAUUAUCGCUAAUAUCGACUAUAUCAUCAUCCCUUUCAAGUGUUCCAAGUUCGCCGACUAGCGAAAAGCUGCAAAACAAAUACAAUGAACUCCCGGGGAAAAUUCAUAUCGUAGAACUACGCAGAACGCAGGGAAGAUUGGGUAUUUGUUUGGCCGGAAAUAAAGAUAGGAAUAAAUUGAGCGUCUUUGUGGUUGGGAUAAACUCGGAGGAUGCUAAGAAAGAACUCAUGGUCGGCGACGAAAUAUUAGAAGCGAAUAAUCACGUUUUGUUGGGUAGAAGUCAUCUCAACGCCUCCACGAUUAUCAAAAAUUUGGAAUCAAAUGAAAUAAAGCUCAUCAUUUUAAGGCGCGCUAAUGGACUUGAAGAAAUGGCUAUAAAACCAACAAAAGCUAAUGAGCAUUUACUUAAUAGUAUUUGUCAAUUUCAAGAGACUGGUCUUGAAGAUGAUGAAUUGAAAAAAAAUUUGAAAGCUGCUCAAAUGAAUGAAUACUCAUACGCCAAAUCUAACAUUUCCUCAAGUCCAAAAAAGUUGAUAUCUUCGCCGCCUAAACGAAUAGAAGAUAGAUUCGAUCUAUUAACUUGUUCCAUCAUACCCGAUCAACCAACUUUAAUUCAUAUUGAAAAACACGGCCAACCUUUGGGUAUAGGAUUAACUGGUGGGAAAGACACAUUACUUGGUUCAAUUAUGAUCGACGAAAUAUAUAAAGGAGGAGUCGCCGAAAAGGAUAAUCGAUUAAUGGUGAACGAUCUAAUAUUAGAGGUGAAUGGCGAGAAUUUGCGGAAAACUCCGCUAAAUAUUGCGAAGGAUUAUAUCUAUCAACCUCAGACUCAUGUCACAUUGCUAGUUCAGCGUAAUACCGAUAUCGAAACUUUCGAAAAAGAUUACUACGAGCUUCAUAGUAUUGAUCUGAUAAAAAAACCGGGAAAAUCGCUAGGAAUAAGUAUUAAAGAUAGAUCAACAAGUCCUCGGGUCAUUAUAACUCAUGUGAUAAAAGGAUCGGUGGCAGAAAUCGACGGUAGAUUGAAAGCUGGCGAUCAGAUCUUAGAAGUUAAUUCUGAAAAUGUCGAAGAUUCCAAUCAGGAAGAUAUAGCCUUGAUACUAAGAGGUUUGGUUGGAAAGAUUGUUUUGAAAAUUCGACGAUUAAAACACGCAGUUGGCGAACCUUUCAUAACUUCCAAAACACCUCUCACCGAAAAAUUUCUAAAGCUUAAAUUGAGCUCCGAUUCCUUGCAAGAUUUGAUGUCACAUCACGGCAAAUUUGUCUUAAAUAAAUCUGCUCACCCUCAAAAAGAUAUUGGAAACAUUUCGCUUGUUCAGAUCACUCGCAACGAAAACGAAAAUUUGGGAUUUAAAUUUAUUGGAAUGGGUAUCACUAGUCAAACGGAAGUAAAUGAACCCGUGACUGUCAGUCAAAUCGAAUCAGGAAGCUUGGGCGAGGGAAAAUUAAAAAAAGGUGAUCGUAUUCUCAGUGUGAAUGGACAAUCUUUAGAAAAUAUGUCAAAUACUCAAGCCAAUAAUUUUUUGAAUAACUUAAAAGGCACCAUUUCUUUCGAAAUCGCCAAAGCCGCCCAACAAAGUUCAGUCGAAGCCGAAACUUAGCAAUAAAUCAUAUUUACCGAUUUGUUAAAUAAAAGUAUUUACCGUCAUCUACCAAAACACAAGUUUUUUACCCCCGAUAAUCGACGAUUGUAUUCGUAUAUUCAAUUUUAAAUAAUAUCAUCAAUUUGUUUAUUAUAGUUUUAUUUUAAUUAUAAUGAGAAAAAAAAUAUUAUUAUUUAUAUACAUUUUAUUAUAAAUAUAUAAAUUUA
Gordionus sp. m RMFG-2023 is the source of this 7655-nucleotide messenger RNA. RefSeq names its product inaD-like protein. Gene Ontology annotation, molecular function: protein binding. The record is from RefSeq and is a predicted model, not a curated record. Lineage: Eukaryota; Metazoa; Nematomorpha; Gordioida; Chordodea; Parachordodidae. The transcript is spliced from 40 exons. Bases 121 to 7446 code for a protein of 2441 amino acids.